This is a messenger RNA of Mytilus trossulus (common blue mussel), 474 nucleotides long. Its product is annotated as glycoprotein 3-alpha-L-fucosyltransferase A-like. The transcript has a single exon. Gene Ontology annotation, molecular function: fucosyltransferase activity. Gene Ontology annotation, cellular component: membrane. The record is from RefSeq and is a predicted model, not a curated record. The coding region runs from base 1 to 474 and encodes 157 amino acids. Lineage: Eukaryota; Metazoa; Mollusca; Bivalvia; Mytilida; Mytilidae.
AUGUACGUAUUUGGAAUUUGCGGUAAAAAGUGUUCAUUGUGGAAUGGUGAUAUCUGUUUUAACGAUUUAAAUAAAGUUUAUAAAUUUUACUUGGCAUUUGAAAAUUCUCUAUGUGAAGACUAUGUUACUGAAAAGGCAUACAAGUUCUAUCAGGACGGUUUUGACAUACUCCCAGAGUACCGAGGAGCUCCGAAUAUAAGAAACAUUUUACCAACAGGUACCUUUAUCUCAUCUUUAAACUUUUCAUCGCCUAAAGAACUAGCUUUACACGUGGGAAGUAAUGAAAGUUUGUACACUAGUUAUUUGAAGGCAAAAGAUCAGUUCUUGUCAAGCCCGUGGUCACGACAGGAGAUGUUGAAAUCUCUUCAUUGUUCUGUUUGUGAAAAACUCAACACAGGGUAUAAACGAAGCCCUAAACUGAAUUUAACACACUGGAUGCUUGAAAAGAAAUGCCUUAUCCCUAAAGACAUUUGA